GGGUGCACAGAACAGAAUCUUGGGGCAGAGGCGGCAAAGGAUCUAAUCCCUCCUCUCUCGGAGAGGGUGUGGCCCUGUGCCUUCUGGGUCAGGAUCUGUAGCUCUGGUUACACAAGGGAGGGAGGGGCGUGCCUGACUGGGAUUGGUGCAGAGUGGGGAGGGACGGGCCGCUUGGUCCCUCCUAGGCCUCUCUGGGAGUAGGCAUAAAGUCGCAGCUUGUCCAGAGACCCAGCUCAACCCUGCUGAAGCCAGUCUGAGAAGACCAGCACCAGCCACAGCACCAGCACUAUGCCUAUGAUACUGGGAUACUGGAAUGUCCGCGGUCUGACACAAUCCAUCCGCAUGCUCCUGGAGUACACAGACUCAAGCUAUGAGGAGAAGAAAUACACCAUGGGGGAUGCUCCCGAUUAUGAGCAAAGCCAGUGGCUGAGUGACAAAUUCAAGCUGGGCCUGGACUUUCCCAAUCUGCCCUACUUAAUUGAUGGGUCACACAAGAUCACCCAGAGCAACGCCAUCCUGCGUUACAUUGCCCGCAAGCAUAACUUGUGUGGAGAGACAGAAGAGGAGAGGAUUCGUGCCGACAUUGUGGAGAACCAGGUUAUGGACAACCGCAUGCAGCUCAUCAGGCUCUGUUACAACCCAGACUUUGAGAAGCUAAAGCCAGAGUUCUUGACGACCAUCCCUGAGAAGAUGAAGCUCUAUUCUGAGUUCCUGGGCAAGCGGCCAUGGUGUGCAGGGAACAAGAUCACCUAUGUGGAUUUCCUCGUUUAUGACAUCCUUGACCAGCACCGUAUAUUUCAGCCCCACUGCCUGGAUGCCUUCCCAAACCUGAAUGACUUCAUGGUCCGCUUUGAGGGCCUGAAGAAGAUAUCUGACUACAUGAAAAGCAGCCGCUUUAUAUACAAACCAUUUUAUGUAAAGCUGUCCUUUUGGAACCCAAAAUAGGACUACAAAGCCCAGACCCACAAGAAUUUUCAUGACCACCCUGCUGGCUCAGGCCCUUGGGCAUGGCUCUGUGUCCCCACCAAAUGUUGUUUUCUUCUUCUUUCUAUCCCCUAUUCCUCCAUUUCUUCUUACAAGCCCUUCCUUCAGUCAAGCCUCUGAAUCCCUGGACUCCCCAUGUCUUCCUCAGUCUCCUGCUCCUAUUCCUUUUUCCUGCCCUGCAUCCAGCCAUCCCUCACAGCUGCUUGGAGGAAUGGACCUGCCAUGGUCCAUGGCAUAUGACAGCAGAUGAUAACUGAUAUUCAUAAGGUCAACCCACGAGAUGAAUAACUCUCUGAUGGAGGAAACUCGUCAAUCAAGGCUUCCAGGGCCAGUGCCUAUGAAUGACUCUAGUGCUUCUGGCUGUACUUUCUCAUGUGCCACUACAUUUCUCCCCUAAAAACAGUAUUUCCCCCACUGCCUGUGUGUUUAUCUCGUGAAUAUAUUCCAUCUACUGGGCACAUAUGUGUCUGUCAAUGGUCAAGAAGAUGA
Messenger RNA from Peromyscus californicus insignis, 1473 nucleotides. Its product is annotated as glutathione S-transferase Mu 2-like. The transcript is spliced from 8 exons. Gene Ontology annotation, biological process: glutathione metabolic process. The record is from RefSeq and is a predicted model, not a curated record. Lineage: Eukaryota; Metazoa; Chordata; Mammalia; Rodentia; Cricetidae. Gene Ontology annotation, molecular function: glutathione transferase activity. The coding region runs from base 289 to 945 and encodes 218 amino acids.